AUACAAGUACAGCUCACGAUUGCCACUCCUGCAGAGUGUUAUCGGAAGAACAGUAGCAAAGAGGAACUGAGCGAUGGAUCUUCUUCCAAUCGUUGCCACACUCCUCUGCCUAUGCUUUGUUCGAGCCCAGUGCGAUGCGGGAUCAGCCUCUCCGUCGCCAGAGCAUGAGCAGGAAAAUCAGAUGCUGAGAUCGAAGGUCGCGUCCUUAGAGGAUGAGAUUAGCAGGAGGAAGGAGGAGACCUCGGAGCUGGAGAGCGUUGUCAGGGACAGGACCGCACAGAUGGCAACAUUGGUAGGCGACCUAGAACUUUUGCAGAAAUUGAACUUGGGUGAUGACGAGUCUGUGAUGAAGGCGAACACACAUGAUGGAAUGCUUGAGAAGCAGAUUGAGAGGUUGGGCAACGAUUUGGAAGACCAGAUUAGGAAAGGUGAAUCAUUAGAAGCACGGGCUAUUGAAGCUGAAAGAAGCUUGGAAGAAUUCGGUCGCAAGUUGGAGCAUGCUGAGAAAACUAAUAUUGAUCAGAAGAAAAAGAUUCAGGACCUCAGUGACAGACUUCAGUAUGCAGAGGACAAACUUUCAACAUUGGAAAAUGAAGCAAAAUCGAAGGCAGAAGAGUUGGCAAAGGUUUUGGGAAUUCUCCCGGUUUCACAAAGAUUUAGUAUUUUUUUUCUUCAAGGCAGUAUGGCUUGUUUUCAGGUUCAUGGCAUGUGGCUUCCCCACUGGCUUUCAGUGCGUGUUUUACGCUACCAGAAACUAGUUCCAGUGGCAAAAGACCAUCUCGACGCACUCAGGAAUACUACCGCGGCGUUGGCAUCAGCAGUAGCUAACUGCACCUCCACAGCAUACAGAGUCUGCAGGGAUGUUAUCCAAGCGUGUGCAGUGACGGCAGGAGGAUUCGCAGAUAACUAUUGGCAGAGAUUCUCCCAGCCAUACCUCAGUCGCAUCGUCGCAGCGUCUGAACCUCACCUGUCUAGAGCAAGCGUGGUUCUCGAACCUUACAUGAGGCCCGCAACAUCCGCGUGGAGAAGCCUCGUCUCGUUUACAAGCGAAUACCAUCAUCAGGUUCAGAACGGAGUGAAGCGCUUGCUUGAGGGCAAUGAGCUGCUGACGCCUCUUUCAGUUUCAGCUGACAAGCUGGCAUGGAUCACGGCGCCCGCUCUGUUGGCGCUGCCGGUGUUGUCCAUUUACAAGAUCGUCUCAGCAAUCGUCCGUUGCGGCUCUGCAGUAGGAAAAAUCAGGCGAGGAAGGACGGACUACAAAGACAGGCAGGCAGGAGCAGAUCUCGUAGCAGCAAGCAGGAACGCAGAGUCGAGGGGUAGAGCCUAGAGGCGUCGCCACGACAAGGGCCUUGGUUGGAAAGGAGUCUCAAAAAAUUACACGUACUGGCGGUCAGGUCAAACCUUGAACCCUUCCGUGACGGGCACAUAUCUCCUCGUCGUACCGUUAACGGAACCCGGAAGAAUAGAACACGGUCGUGGACUCGUGGUGGGUCGAUCGACGCGUUAUCUGCCGACUCGAGACCCGUUCCCGUUUUGUCUUCAGAAGAAGUUCAGAACCUGCGAGCCAGAGGAGUGUCGUUCCUUGUGAAAAGCUGACGACGACGAACAGUGGAAGCUUCCUUCCUGGACUGCGCCGACCGCCGUCGAACGCGCAACAACAGCGUCCUCCGUGGCUGUGCAUCCGGCAGCUGUGUGAGUCUGACAGAUACACGUACUACGUGACAACGAAACUGUGUAUGCGCAUAUUUGCAUGUGGUUUUGUCUCUCCCUUUGACACGACGUAUACAAAGUGUAUAUUUUUCUCUCUCUUUUAUUAUAUGUAUAAAAAUAAUGGUUCUGAUGA
Messenger RNA from Sorghum bicolor (sorghum), 1843 nucleotides. RefSeq lists its product as uncharacterized. The record is from RefSeq and is a predicted model, not a curated record. Bases 74 to 1327 code for a protein of 417 amino acids. The transcript is spliced from 12 exons. NCBI's taxonomy places the organism in Eukaryota, Viridiplantae, Streptophyta, Magnoliopsida, Poales, Poaceae.